AUGUCAGUAUCAGAUGACUCAGACCAAGGCUCAUCAAGGCGGAUGCUGUCAAAAUCAUCGGUCUUAACGGAAGAUCAAAAGAAAGCCCACCACAUCGCCUCAGAACAAAAGAGAAGAGAAAAUAUUAGGUCAGAAUUUGAUAAGAUCGUCUCUUUAACCCCUACUUUAAACGAACUGGAGAAUAGAUCGGAAUUGAACAUUCUUACUAAGUCUGCUGAUUAUAUCGACCAAUUAAAAGAAGAUAAUGAUAAAUUAAUUCAGUUAUGUAUUAGUAAAGGCAUAAAUGUUCCCGACGAGUUGAUUUACAAAGGACCAGGAUCAGGUUCUGGUUAA
Debaryomyces fabryi is the source of this 333-nucleotide messenger RNA. RefSeq names its product Ino4p (gene INO4). Gene Ontology annotation, molecular function: protein dimerization activity; DNA-binding transcription factor activity. Gene Ontology annotation, biological process: positive regulation of transcription by RNA polymerase II. The coding region runs from base 1 to 333 and encodes 110 amino acids. The transcript is spliced from 2 exons. Lineage: Eukaryota; Fungi; Ascomycota; Pichiomycetes; Serinales; Debaryomycetaceae. The record is from RefSeq and is a predicted model, not a curated record. Gene Ontology annotation, cellular component: RNA polymerase II transcription regulator complex.